AUGGCACCGAAUCUUCUUCAUACCCUUUUGAUAUUCCUCUCUUUAUCUAUCUCUCUGUCAUCGCCGUCGCCGGUGACUGUUCACAAAGACUCUCCUCCUUAUCUAUGGCCGUUGCCGGCGGAGUUUUCCUCCGGAGACGAUACCCUCUCGGUGGAUCCCGCCAUUUCUCUGAUCGUAGCUGGAAAUGGCGGCGGAUCGCCGAUUGUUAGAGCGGCGUUCGAAAGGUAUAUGGGGAUAAUCUUCAAGCACACUUUCGGUAGAGCUUCUUCUCUCUUGGCGCGAAUUAGAUUCCUGAGAAUGGUUGAGUAUGAUAUUACUUCUUUGAAGAUCGUUGUUCACUCAGAUUCUGAAGAGCUUCAAUUGGGUGUGGAUGAGAGUUAUACAUUGAUGGUGUCGAAGAAGAAUGAGCAAUCGAUUGUAGGAGCUGCCACUAUCGAGGCUAAUACAGUUUAUGGUGCUCUUAGAGGCUUGGAGACAUUUAGCCAAUUGUGCGAUUUUGAUUAUAUAACCAAAUCUGUGCAAAUACAUAAAGCACCAUGGUUUAUUCAAGAUAAACCUAGAUUCCAAUACCGUGGUUUGCUGAUAGAUACAUCAAGACAUUAUUUACCAAUUGAUGUUAUUAAGCAAAUCAUUGAAUCUAUGUCCUUUGCUAAACUUAACGUUCUGCAUUGGCAUAUCGUAGACGAGCAAUCAUUUCCUCUAGAAACACCUUCAUAUCCUAAUUUGUGGAAAGGAGCUUAUUCGAGAUGGGAGCGUUAUACAGUUGAGGAUGCCUCUGAAAUCGUCAGGUUUGCCAAAAUGAGAGGUAUUAACGUCAUGGCUGAAGUAGAUGUCCCUGGCCAUGCGGAAUCAUGGGGAACUGGAUACCCUCAUCUUUGGCCCUCUCUGUCUUGCCGAGAGCCCCUUGACGUUACUAAAAACUUUACGUUCGAUGUGAUUUCUGGAAUUUUGGCAGAUAUGAGAAAGAUAUUCCCAUUUGAGCUUUUCCACUUGGGUGGCGAUGAGGUUAAUACAGAUUGCUGGAAAAAUACAACUCAUAUCAAGGAAUGGCUUCAUGGUCGCAAUUUCACAACUAAGGACGCAUAUAAAUACUUUGUGCUCCGAGCGCAACAGAUUGCAAUAUCCAAAAAUUGGACACCCGUCAACUGGGAAGAAACUUUCAGUUCCUUUGGGAAAGAUCUUGAUCCCCGGACCGUGGUGCAAAACUGGCUGGUCUCUGACAUAUGUCAGAAGGCGGUAGCAAAAGGGUUCAGAUGCAUCUACAGUAACCAAGGAUAUUGGUACCUCGACCAUCUAGAUGUCCAGUGGGACAAGGUUUACAAGACCGAGCCUCUUGAUGGAAUCAAGGAUCCUUCUCUCCAGAAGCUUGUGAUCGGAGGAGAAGUCUGCAUGUGGGGUGAAACUGCUGAUACAUCCGUUGUACUUCAGACGAUCUGGCCCCGAGCUGCAGCAGCUGCAGAACGGAUGUGGAGCACGAGAGAGGCUGUGUCAAAGGGAAACAUAACGUUAACCGCAUUGCGUUUGCACUACUUCAGAUGUCUACUGAAUAACCGUGGGGUUGCAGCGGCUCCGGUCGAUAACUGGUACGCAAGAAGUCCGCCCUCUGGACCUGGCUCUUGCUAUGUUCAGUGA
Molecule: messenger RNA, 1632 nt
Organism: Thlaspi arvense
Lineage: Eukaryota; Viridiplantae; Streptophyta; Magnoliopsida; Brassicales; Brassicaceae
Source: the annotation of a GenBank genome assembly